AUGAUAAGGUUAUUCUUAUUCACAACUAUUUCCAUAUCGCUCUUAAACGUAAUUAAUUGCGGUUACGCUGAAUGGGAAGAAGUUAAACCCUAUUGUGGUGCUCGUCCAAAUCCGCAAUGUUGCGUUAGUCGAGAUGAUGAUUGUUUUAUGCCCUAUUAUGAUUCUCGGUGUUAUUGCGAUACAUUUUGUUUUCGCGGUAUUGAUAAUCACGAUUGUUGUCCCGAUCAUGACACUGUUUGUGAAGGUAAAAAUGCCACCGUACCAGUUACAGUACCGCCAAAAACGUGUAAUUGCGUUGAUGCAAGUACGGGUCGAGAAUAUUCAUUAGGUGAAUCAUUUAAAAGGGAUUGUAAUUUAUGUCGAUGUAUUACACUCGGUCAUCAAACAACAUUAUCAUGCGAAGAAGACCUUUGUGUUAAUAAUCCCGAUCUUAUAUCACAUAUUAAUAGUCAACAACCAUAUAUUGGUUGGGCAGCAACAUCCUACGAUAAAUUUAAUGGUGUUAAAGUGAAAGACGCAUUAAAACAUUAUCUUGGUACAAUACCAGACCGAAGUUUACGUACAAUGGUUGAUAAUGCUCCACACAAUACAGAUGAUUAUUAUAAAAUGGAAAAAGUAGAUUCGUUCGAUGUUCGUACGCAUCCUUUAUGGUGUGGGAAAAUUCGUGGUAUUCGUGAUCAAGGUAAAUGUGGUGCAUCAUGGGCAUUAUCAACGGUUGAUGUUGCUGCCGAUCGUUUAUCGCUUGUACAAAAUAUAACAAUACCAAAAGAUCUGUUCAGUGUACAAAAUAUUCUUUCGUGUACAGAUCAAGAUGCCAAACAAGGUUGUGAAGGUGGUCGCAUUGCAUAUGCAUGGGGUUUUAUUAAAGAUCGUGGUGUGGUUACAGAAAGUUGUUAUCCGUAUGAAAGUGGUACAACAGGUAAUAUCGAUGCAUGUAAAUUUCAUUUGUCUGAAAAUGAAUUAAAUAUGAUAUCUCAACAUCGAAAAUUAAAAAAUAUUAAAUGUCCAUCGAACGCUAACAAAGGCGAACAUUUUAAUUUUGGUCCAGCUUAUCGCGUUCGUGAUGACGCACUUUCAAUUAAAUAUGAAAUACAUUUCCGUGGUCCUGUACAAGCAACCAUGCGUGUCCCGCCGGAAUUUUUCUUGUAUAAAUCUGGUGUUUUCCGUUGUGGUGGAUCGAGUUAUCAGAAUCACAAUCCUCGUUAUGCUGAUUUGGCUGCUUAUCAUUCAGUUCGUUUACUCGGCUGGGGUGUAAGCACUGAUCCAAGUACAAAUCAGCCAGAAAGCUAUUGGAUUGUUGCUAAUUCAUGGGGUACUGGAUGGGGUGAAAAAGGCUAUUUUCAUGUUCGUUUCGGUUCAUGCGAAAUUGAAGAAACAGUUAUUGCAACAUAUGGGAAAUCAACCGAUGUAUUAAAGAAAAAGAACCACCGUCAAUAA
Messenger RNA from Rotaria socialis, 1437 nucleotides. The record is from the annotation of a GenBank genome assembly. Lineage: Eukaryota; Metazoa; Rotifera; Eurotatoria; Philodinida; Philodinidae.